AUGUACAGAGACUAUGGCGAGAUGUGGUAUCAGAAGAAGCGACCCGUCAUCCUUUGCGUAAUGCAUGGAGUGCUCGCACUCUCGGCGCUGCACAUCAUUCAUCGACGACCGAACGAAUCAGAACGACAUAUGAGACUGUGUGACAACCACCAAGCGAAGGCGGUCGGCGCCUUUCACUCAUUGCUAUCCACCCAAUUGAACGAGCAGCUGUCUCAGCCAAUGUUCGCGUUGGCCAGUGUAAUAUCAAUUUCAUCUGUUGCGAGAUCCUGCGCGGUCGCUUACGCCUUGCCAGAACCACGAUACGUCAGCAUGGAUCAAGUCACCGAACUAUUCUUGCUAACACGGGGAGUGGGGACAAUAGUUGAUGCAUGCGUCUCGUGGCUCCGUUCGAGUCCACUGGCGCCCGUGCUCGCUGGGUACGAUAUUCCCGAUCGCGAUCAAGUAACUUUGCCGGACGUUGUCACGGAGCGGUUUCGUGUGCUGGACGAAAUGAUUGAGACAGCUUGCUUUGGCGAACACCAGAGAAAUAUCUGCAGAGACGCACUUUCUGCCCUCGAAGACGUUCACAGGAGCGUCGUGCAUUACUCAGCUAAGAACCAGCUGCAGACGGGCCAUGUUUUCAGCUGGAUGACCGCAAUACCUCUGGACUUUGUGACCUUCAUUCGAGCUUCAGUGCCGCCGGCGCUAGUCAUACUCGCGCACUUUGCAUCCGUGUCGCUUGCUGUACAGUCCGCCUGGUACAGCACGAAUUGGGGCAAUUACUGUCUGCAAGGAAUAAAGCAGGAGCUACACGGUCACGAUCUGCAGCAUUGGCUUGACUGGCCAAAAGCUCACGCAGACACAAACAUGUCGAUCUUGACAGCGGAGAGUAAUCAAAGCUCCUCUUAG
Molecule: messenger RNA, 888 nt
Organism: Cercospora beticola
Lineage: Eukaryota; Fungi; Ascomycota; Dothideomycetes; Mycosphaerellales; Mycosphaerellaceae
Source: RefSeq, a predicted model, not a curated record